Messenger RNA from Ylistrum balloti, 420 nucleotides. RefSeq names its product putative nuclease HARBI1. The transcript has a single exon. NCBI's taxonomy places the organism in Eukaryota, Metazoa, Mollusca, Bivalvia, Pectinida, Pectinidae. The record is from RefSeq and is a predicted model, not a curated record. The coding region runs from base 1 to 420 and encodes 139 amino acids.
AUGGUUUGCCCAACAACGGCGAAAGGUUGGUGGAGAGUGGCAAAAGGAUUUCACAAAAAAUGGAACUUCCCUCAUUGUGUAGGGGCCAUGGACGGCAAACAUAUAAAAUGCCCAAAACAUGCUGGCUCACUCUAUUAUAACUAUAAAGAGUUUCAUUCCAUCGUCAUCAUGGCAUUAGUCGAUGCUCAUUAUAAAUUCCUCUAUGUCGAUAUUGGAGCUAGUGGUGCAGGUUCGGAUGCUAGAGUCUUCAGUGAGACAGUACUGAAAGAUGCUCUUGAAAAUGGAACUAUUGGACUACCAGAACCAGAACCCCUACCAAACGAUGACCGACUCAUGCCAUAUUUCGUUGUUGGGGAUGAUGCAUUCGCGCUUAAAACCUGGAUGAUGAAACCCAUGCCUCACAGAAACAUGUCAUUGUAG